AUGCACCAAGAGUAUAAUAUUAUGCCAUCUUGCUUAUCUAUCUAUCUAUCUAUCUAUCUAUCUAUCUAUCUAUCUCUGUUUCAAUCUAUCUCAUUCUGUUCGAAUCUAUCUAUCUAUCUAUCUAUCAGUAUGUUCGAAUCUAUCUCUCUAUCUAUCUAUCUCUGUUUCAAUCUAUCUCAUUCUGUUCGAUUUUAUCUAUCUAUCUAUCUAUCUAUCUAUCUAUCUAUCUAUCUAUCUAUCUAUCUGUUUCAAUCUAUCUCAUUCUGUUCGAUUCUAUCUAUUUAUCUAUCUCAUUAUGUUCGUAUCUAUCUAUUUUAUAAAAUACAUUUAAAAUUUAUAUUCUAUCUAUCUAUCUAUCUAUCUAUCUAUCUAUCUAUCUAUCUAUCUAUUCAUAUCUAUCUUAUUCUAAGUAUGCAUCUAUCUAUCUAUCUAUCUAUCUAUCUAUCUAUCUAUCUAUCUAUCUUAUUACAUAUUAAAGCUAUAAAGUUCAUUUUGCAACGGAUAUGCCAUACAUAUUAUUUAAUGACUUUUCCCACCUUGUCAUAUCUAUCUAUCUAUCUAUCUAUCUUAGAUAUACUGGCAUCAGUAACUACUCUCCUAUCUAUCUAUCUAUCUAUCUAUCUAUCUAUCUAUCAUCUAUUCAUUAUUAUUGUUCAUUAUCUAUUCUCAUUAUCUAUCUAUCUAUCUAUCUAUCAUAUCUAUCUAUCUAUCUAUCUAUCUCUAUCUAUCUAUCUAUCUAUCUAUCUAUCUAUCUAUCUAUCUAUCUACACGAGAAAAACGUAUAAAUAUAAAAAAUGUCUUUGUCCAUUAUAUCUAUCUAUCUAUCUAUCUAUCUAUCUAUCUAUCUAUCUAUCUAUAUGA
Acanthosepion pharaonis is the source of this 861-nucleotide messenger RNA. The record is from the annotation of a GenBank genome assembly. NCBI's taxonomy places the organism in Eukaryota, Metazoa, Mollusca, Cephalopoda, Sepiida, Sepiidae.